This is a messenger RNA of Corylus avellana, 881 nucleotides long. RefSeq lists its product as uncharacterized. The record is from RefSeq and is a predicted model, not a curated record. NCBI's taxonomy places the organism in Eukaryota, Viridiplantae, Streptophyta, Magnoliopsida, Fagales, Betulaceae.
UUUGCUAUCCCUACUCAGCUCCCACCUCACAUGCACAAGUUGAAACCUCCCAAAAAGUAGUUUUCAAUUAGAUUGGCUCUCUCUUUCUGGAUCCCAAAAGCUGUUCUAGGCACCAAUUAGAUCCACUGAAAAGAGUAACUUUUCCUAGACAAUACUAGUUUCCAGGUGAUCCAGAAUCAUGGGGAACUGCAUGGAGACAUGCGAGCCGAGGCACCAAGCAGAGGAAAUGCAGCAGCAGCAGCAGCAGCAGGAGGAGGGAUAUGAUCAAAGAGAGAUAUCAGCAAAUCCUUUUGUGAAGGAAAGUGGGUUUGAGAAGGGAAGCAUAAGGCUUAAAAUUGUGCUGACAAAGGAGGAGUUGGAGUGGUUUAUGCUUCAGCUGAAGGAUAAAGAAGGGAAGAGGUUGGAAGAUGUUUUCAGGGAGAUUGAAAGACAAAGAGGAAGAGGAAAAGUUGAGGGAUGGAAGCCUUCUCUGGAGAGUAUCAUGGAGAGCCCUGAAGCGAUUGAGAUGGAAAGAUGAGUACUUCAUUUGCAGCCAUUUUUCUUCCUCUUCUUCUACUUCUUCUUCCAUAGAUUUGUAGGCUCUUGAUGAAAUUUUGGUUUGGGUUAAAGCCCACAUCUGUAAUUAAACUUUCUUAACUAGAGGGCCCUAUAGUGGUUGAUCGAGAUGAAUAUGUAAGUACUCACCCAUGAUUGGAGGAUUUCCUCCUUAAUCUCGGAAACUCCGGCUUCCAACCCUGCGUUGCUUUCUUGGGAAGCUCGUUAGAUCAACAGAAAUACAAACUUUUAUGCUUACAAUAUGACGAGUUGGGUCGCAUCUAGAUUUCAUUCUGGUUGCAUUCUCAUAUAAAAUUAGUGAGAAAGACAUCCCUCCUUCUUUGGUU